AUGCCUGCCGGUUAUCAACCUCCAAAAUUUCAGCAGUUUGAUGGUAAGGGAAGCCCAAAGCAACAUGUGGCACACUUCAUUGAAACGUGCAACAAUGCUUGUACAUACGGAGACUACCUCGUCAAACAAUUUGUCCGCUCCCUUAAGGGCAAUGCUUUCGAUUGGUACACAGACCUUGAGUCUGGUUCCAUUGAUAGUGGGGAACAAAUGGAGCAAGAAUUUCUCAACCGCUUUUAUAGCACAAAGCGUACUGUAAGCAUGGUGAAACUUACAAACACACGUCAGCGCAAUGAAGUGCCGGUCUUCGACUUCAUCAAUCGAUCGAGGCAUGCAAGUCUAAACUGUAAAGAUAGACUUAGUGAGGCUUCAGGCAUAGAAAUGUGCAUUCAAGGUAUGCAUUGGGGUCUCCGCUAUAUUUUUCAAGGCAUAAAGCCUAAAACUUUUGAAGAAUUGGCCACCGGCACUCAUGAUAUGGAGUUGAGCAUGUCGUCAGUUGGAACUGAAUUGCCACCUGUCCACGAACUCAGCAAAGUCAAAGAAAGGCAAGAAUUUAAGAAAAUGGGAAAAUAUUUGCCUAAGAUUGAAAACAAGGAAUCCAUGAACGUCAAUACUUCUCAUGUGAAAUUCACCACAAGGCUAGGCAAUACACAGAGCGCAAAAUCGACUUCUUUUGAAAGAAGGAAGAAUCAAAAGCUUACUUUGAAGGAAAUGCAGCGAAAGGACUAUGAUAUACCGUGGUUUCACGAUGUUUCUGCAAUCUUUGAUGAACUCCUUGAGAUGAAACUUUUUGAGUUACCAGAGAUGAAACGAUCAGAUGAAGCAGGAAGGAGUGAUGAUCCAAAAUACUGCAAAUAUCAUCGGUUGGUUGGCCACCCUAUCGAGAAAUGCUUCCUCUUCAAGGACAAAAUCAUGGACUUAGCUCGCAAAGGGAAAAUUGAACUUGAAGAUGAGAAAUUGAGUUCAAACCAAAAUGCGGCUUCUGUUCGAGAGGGAUCGACGAGAGAAGAUGAAUACCCAGUCGAUGAUCUUGAUGAUAUAGGUUGGACUCCUGUGACUCGCCGUAGACGCCGAAAAUGA
Molecule: messenger RNA, 1077 nt
Organism: Solanum pennellii
Lineage: Eukaryota; Viridiplantae; Streptophyta; Magnoliopsida; Solanales; Solanaceae
Exons: 3
Coding region: 1-1077 (358 amino acids)
Source: RefSeq, a predicted model, not a curated record